Sorghum bicolor (sorghum) is the source of this 970-nucleotide messenger RNA. RefSeq lists its product as uncharacterized. Lineage: Eukaryota; Viridiplantae; Streptophyta; Magnoliopsida; Poales; Poaceae. The coding region runs from base 178 to 759 and encodes 193 amino acids. The transcript has a single exon. The record is from RefSeq and is a predicted model, not a curated record.
CCAAAGGAAAAGCUCAGGAUAACGCAGCAGGCCCUUUUCUUCUCGUCUUCACAAACGUACGUACGGGCCACCCCCAACCCCAGAGGCUGGUUAUCAAAAAAACCCACACACAGGCCGCAGAAUCACGCCGGACACGAGCCCCCCACCGGCACGCACGCUAAAGCCAGCCAGCCAGCCAUGGAGCUGCUGCUCCUCCCAUGCCGCGCCGCCAGCGCGCGGCCGCUGCUCCCAGCCAGCCACGGCGCCUUUCGCCGCGCCGCCGGCGCCACCGCCGCCAGGCCUGCGGCCGCCAGCUCCAGCAACGUCGAGGUCAUCGACGCCACGGCGACGACGACGUCGUCGACGGGCGCCGAGAAGCAGUGGCGCGCGGGCGGGCUCGGGCUGGAGCUGGACCUGUCGGAGGAGAUGCGGCGCGGGAUGAUGUGGCGGAUGCUGGCGCCCCCCGCGGUGGCGGUCGCGGCGGACGCCGCGUUCCUGGGGCUGCUCGAGCGCGCGCAGCCCGGGGACGUGCCGGCGUGGGCUGCCACCGCGGGCUCCGCCGUGCUCUUCGCGGUGGGUCUGCUCGGGGUCCACUACGGGUUCCUGUCGUCGAGGUGGGACGCGGCGGAGACGGGGUCCGUCGUUGGGUGGGACCUCGCCGUGCGGCACUGGAACGUCCUUUCCAUGGCGAAGGAUUCCUCUUCCUCGGUGGACGAGGAGGAAGAGGAUUACGACGAGGAAUACGAAGACGAAGAGGAGUACGAGGAGGAUGAAGACUGAUUGAUCAAGGGGUAAAUCCGUAAAUGUAAUAACAGACCUUGGUUAAUCUAAACGACCUUGUUUAAUCCGUACCGUAGUGCUUAGCUUUUAGAGAGAUAUGAUGGUGAAUAGUAAAGAUUUCAAUUUCACCCUUUGAUUGUAUGCUGGUCCUAUUUUAUCUUGAGGUGGCGUUUGCUGAUGCAAUUGAACCUAUUGUUAUCACUUAUCUGAU